ACAUCAUUCAUGAACGGCUAUUUUAAUAGUGUGACCAGCAUAGGGGUCGGACGUUUAGCGAAACUAAAAGCGAAAAUAAUUCUUUUCAAAUUAACUUCAUUCUAAGAUUUGGUGGUUAAUAGCUUUCUUGUUGCAGAUGGUGAUUGAUAAGUACUUARGACAUAUUUCAUGAUUACUAGAAUUACAACUAAACAUCUGUUCAUUGAGGCCUUGARCUAAACGAUAGCACGGCAAAAAAGUGAUCGAGCUGAGAGCGAUARACACACCAAAACACCAAAAACCCCUAGUGAACGACCAUGUCUUCAAAUGCAACAGCUUCAGCCAUGGCCAAUGCGACUUUUCCAGGAUUCCAAGACACUCUUCCUMMMAAGAUCAUUAAGGUAAUGRUGUACUGCAUCCUAYUUGUAGUGUCAUUCACUGGYAACCUGCUUAUUGUAUGGGCAACAAGUAGAGACAUUCGACUAAGAAGUACGACCAAUAUUCUGAUUGCUAACAUGGCGGUCAGUGACCUAAUCUUUGCUUUAUUCGCGAUUCCAAGACAUAUUCUUCAUGUCAUCUUUUAUCCAGAAAUAUGGCUUAUUGRCGGUGACUUUGGCAUAGCUCUUUGCAAGCUAGCACAUUAUCUGCAAGACGUUUCUUUGGACGUUUCGAUUUACAGCUGUGUGUUUAUCGCUCUAGAUCGCUUUUACGCUGUAGUUUAUCCCCUCAGAAGAGGUUUGAGCAAGGGAAAACUCAAGUACAUUAUUCUAGGGAUCURGGUGUUUUCGAUGGCCAUUUUUUUCSAUUAUUUUUUYUCUGUUACGAUUGUGAAGACAGAUGACUCGACAAAAUGCAUUCAAGAUAAGACAAGAAUUGGUGUUACAACAAACCUAUACUUAAGGAUUUACAUUUUUAUAAUGUUUGCGCUGAGUGUUGGAAUCCCAUUACCUAUCAUCUCUAUCCUCUACUUACGUAUCGCUCUCAAGCUCCGACGAGCAUCAGUCCCAGGGCAAGCAGGGAACACUUCAUCUGUGAGGCAGCGUCAAAACAAGAAUGCCCUCAAAAUGUCCGCCGUUGUUGUCAGCCUUUUCUUCCUCAGCUGGUUUCCUUUGACAGUGUACUCAGUAUUUUUGAGUCUUUUUUCGAACCUUGAUAGCUUGUCAACGGCUGCCAGGAAAAAAAUAUUUUUCUCAGUGACAUUCAUUGCCCAAUCGAGUUGCUGCUACAACUUYUUUAUCUAUUUAAUGUUCACUCAAGUUUAUCGACAGAAUUUCAAAAACUUGUUUUCAAAAUGUACCUGUGUCAAUCCUUGUUCAAGAAGAAUUCGCACCAAUUCGUUUGCUCUUGAGAACGUGGACCCAGUUGAACAAGAAGAAAUGGACGUUGGUGGGUUAAAUGAACUGAAUUAAAUAGGAUAUUGUAUGAGACUCACUCAGGUAUUGGUAUGAAGARAUAACGUUCCAACGAGACCGGAGAAGUGCGGUUCCUCUUCUUAAGCAAAACUAACUGACAACAUUUUAUUUUCUUAAAAAUCGUAAUCCUAAAGUUCUAUYCCUAAAGUUAUUCCUACUGACGUUUACCACCGUGAACUGARAUGAAUUCACGUAGCAUUAGUUUAGCUUAGUUUCACCAGAAUUGUGACUAGUCUUAAGAAAAACUAUUGUGUCGACGAGAACUUGAAUACUCUAUCCCCGACCACAUAUUAUUUAUAACCCUUAUAUAUUGAAAAUUUAGAGUGGAUUCUGUAAUGAUUUGAAACUUUGGAUUCACAAUCAUUUAAAUUCAGGUAAAUGAAAAAAUGUAAACCAGACAGGAUUUGUUUAAAGUUAUCCAAUAAGCAUG
Molecule: messenger RNA, 1821 nt
Organism: Actinia tenebrosa (Australian red waratah sea anemone)
Lineage: Eukaryota; Metazoa; Cnidaria; Anthozoa; Actiniaria; Actiniidae
Product: substance-K receptor-like
Source: RefSeq, a predicted model, not a curated record